CGCGUUUAACCAUGUGAAUUUUUUGCCUUCUCGGCUGCCGUACCUGUGCGGCUAUUUUCUGGCUAAUGCUCUUGGCUACCCACUGAAGCUGGUCAAAUGUGCUAAAAAAGACGUUUAGACCAAUUUGUCAACGACGUUUUAAAGUUGAAUAACAUGGUUGUGAAUCUCUGUCUGCCACACUUUUCUACAACCAUUCAUUGCAACAAGCUGUGUGCAGAUGGCUAUGAUGUCACAAACCUCUUGUCAGCUGACCCUGCUCUUCGAAGGCAGGGCUUCAAGCUGGAGUACUUCCUGCGUCCGCCUGUAGAAGUAACCUUGAAGUUUGGCUUCCAGGUGGAGCUCUGCAGGGUGGAUGUGGAACUGUGGCCAUGGGGUAUGGAUAAAGGACAAGCCUGCAAAAAACUGGAAAUUAGCACUAGUUCUGAUCGACUGCCGUCUCAGAGUUUUGAUAAAGAAGUAAAGCCACAACAGGGAAAGCUGGGGCAAGUAAAGGACCAAAAUGAACAGCAGCCUGACAAUAAAUCUUGGCAGAGUAAUGGCCACCGCUGGAGCGUUCAGGCCCAACAGUGGGGUGAAAAGGCUCCAGAUAAGCCUCAAGGAGUUUCCAAAUGUCGGUCACACACUGAAUCAUGUCAUCUUCAACCAGAGUUUAAACUUGUAGGUCGUUGUGAGCUUAGGGAAGAGACUGUAGUCUGUUUCACACGCUCAAAUUUUAGCCCCCGUCCCCCGUUCCUCUGCCCGCCUCCUCCACAACUCGCAAGCUGUCGGCAAGAAGCGCUGUGGAACCGCGGCCUGUCCUCGUUAGGCGCUGUGACACAACUCCGUGUGACUGUGCCAUUCGGUGGAGCAGCGUCUGCCCUGGGGCUCAAGGCGUUGGCAGUGUGGGGACAACCUGCAGGCUGCUGCCCUGCAGAAGAAGUGGAGCGCAUCAGGACGGUCCAUGAGGCCAGUAACCGACGGCUGCAGCCUGUGCUUUUCACCUCCCCUCUCAGUCAAACAAAACAACCACAGCGAACAGCCACCCCUGCAAGUUCUUCCGUCCCCGAAGAGUUCCUGGACCCCUUAACUCAGGAGGUGAUGGCGCUGCCUAUGCUGCUGCCAUGUGGUGUUUCUGUGGACAACACAACCCUGGAGGAAUACCAGAAGAGAGAGGCCACGUGGGGCCGACCCCCAAACGACCCCUUCACCGGUGUCCCGUUCACUUCGAGCUCCCACGCGCUUCCAAAUCCCCAGCUGAAAAUGCGUAUUGACCACUUUGUCUUGCAGAAGAGUGUGGUGAGGAGGGAUGGGACGUUGGGGAGGCAACAGAAUAGGGACAAUCCCCAGGCUUCAAGACUUCUAGAAUCCAAAACUGGACAGACACAAAACUCGACUGAAAGUGACAAAAUAAACACGGAAACGACGACACGGCUUCAAGGCGGUCCAUCAGGACAUACAUCACAUAAUGGAAAUAAGACAUCUGACUCGCUGCCUGCUCAAACAGAUAAAGAACUAGAGGGACAUAGACACAGGAGGCAAAAUCUAAGUAGAGUUUCCAACCAGUCAAUGGAGGAGGCACCAGAUCAGAAGCAACUACUACCUCAAGCAAAAAGACCAAGAAAUGAUGCAGAUUCUAGCUGCAGCUCUCACGAGCAGCGUCUGUCGGCCAGCCUGGAUGAGGCCCUGCUCUCCGCCUUGCAGGGUCGACCCUCCUUCACCUCCACUUUGUCUCAGCACAGAGAGACUUCUGCUGACUCUGAACCGCUGGACAGGAUGCAGCUCCAUAAGUCUUCAAGUGAGCAGACGUGCUCGGCGUGUUCCCGCUCCGUCUCCGUUUACUCUGCGUCGGCCUCGUGCGUCUACCGCCUCGCCUGCCGUCACCUGCUCUGCCACGCCUGCCUGCGCAGGGAAACGCAACCGCGACCCUCCGCCGCUGCGCCUCGGACCAAUCGGGUCGUGUGUCCCGCCUGCCGCAGCGCUACACCACGCACUGACGUCGUGCGUGUGCAUUACUGAUUGGUGGCUUUUAAAGGACACACUGCACACUGAAAGGAAGCGAGCAGAAUGUUCUCAAGGAGUGAUUUUUAUUUCUCUCACACUAGGACCCAUGAUGUGAUGCUGCUUCUAUAGGUUGGUAAAUCACAUCCCAUGCCUCUGUUGAUUGACCCUCACGAGAACAGUCAGUCACAUAUAAAUAAAAGUAGUGUUCUGUUCCCCUGCA
This is a messenger RNA of Betta splendens (Siamese fighting fish), 2200 nucleotides long. RefSeq names its product U-box domain containing 5 (gene ubox5). The coding region runs from base 154 to 1995 and encodes 613 amino acids. The record is from RefSeq and is a predicted model, not a curated record. Gene Ontology annotation, cellular component: nucleus. Gene Ontology annotation, molecular function: ubiquitin protein ligase binding; ubiquitin-ubiquitin ligase activity. Lineage: Eukaryota; Metazoa; Chordata; Actinopteri; Anabantiformes; Osphronemidae. The transcript is spliced from 8 exons. Gene Ontology annotation, biological process: protein polyubiquitination.